GCAGCUCUCUCCAUAGCAACUGAAAACUUUUCAAGGCAGCAAUAAACUAAUCCUCUCCAGCUUCCAGAGCACCAUCAAGGAAUUUUAAAAACAUUGGACUUUCAGCAGCUAAAUACUUCUGAGGAUUCAGAAGGCCACAAAGCUAGAUACUCGAGCAUUCUUUUUCCCUUCAGAAGAUUCUUCAGGUUUCCAGUUUAAGCUGUGCAGCGCAAACAACAAUCCAACACUCAGUGCAGAUCACGCACUGCAGGAAGAGGAGAUGUGUUUUCUGACCAAGCAUCCAGCUCUUGGGGUGGUAUGUUCUGCUUUCAUAUUCAGCGUGCUCAUUGCUGAAGGACAGCCUGGGGAAGAGCAUGGGCAGGAUGGCAGCAAUCCUCCCAGCAGAGGCUCUCUGGUGGAAGUUUUACGCGUUCUCUCAGCUGAAAACACUGAGCUCCACAUGAACCACUCACGAGAACUGGUCAAAAUGUUACUGGAGAGAGCUGAAUGCCCACAGCGGAUUUAUGGCAUGCAAGAGGAUUGUAAUCUGUGCCUUGAACCAGAUGCUUUGUUACUGAUAGCUGGAGGAGAUUUAGAAGAUCAUCUCAGUGAAGAAGUAUUUGAGAGAAUUUCUCUUAUUCUUCUCUACUACAUUCUUCAUCGUAGAGAUAUGUGUUCUUCAGAAUUCAGUUUGAAUGAUAAGGAUUACAAAUUUUAUCUACAGAGUAUGCUUAGUUUAAGACAUGAUGAAGACUGUUAUUAUUUUUCACGGAAUGAAACUGAAGAUAUUUUAGCUGCAGUAAGGCAACAUUUUAAAACUUCUGAAAACCAGUGUGUUGAUGUGAGCACUCUGGAGAAAAAUGCUGAUAUAAUGGACAGAGAUGGUGCUGAUGAAAACACUCUUCCACGCCUGGCUGCUUUAAUCCUUACUCUGGCUCUCCAAGGAGUCUGUAUGGGGAAAGCAAGUUUGCCUUCCCCAGAAUUCUUUAUAAAAUAUAUUUUCAGUUCUCUAAAUAGUACCACUGAGCUCCAAGUGACAGAACUAGAACAACUACUCAAUGUGCUUAGAGUCAAAAAGACCUGCACUGUAAAUGGACAAUUUCACAGUCACAAAAGAAGACGCUACAGUGUGGCAAUCAGAGAUACUGGAAGAAGAAAUACUCCAGUCAAAGGAAACCAUACAAAAGGAGACUAUCUGAAAGGCUAUUUUGAAGAUCGUGAAAGGAACACAGAUUGGGACCAGGUUUGUUUCUCUGCCAAUGAACUUGUGAAGAUAUUUUUGAAAAACAGUUCUUCCUCCAUUUCUAAGGACCACUUCAAACAAAUCAGUCCAGCUAUCAUUCAACAGCUUUUAAGUUGUUCAUGUCAGCUUCCUGAUUUCAAACAGACAAAGCUUCCACCAACAACUAUGGAAAAAUAUGGUUACAGCACUGUUGCUGUUUUACUUAUUACUAUUGGAUCUAUGUUUGGUACAACUCUCAUUUUAUUUAACUCCUGUCAAGAAAUCUAUACACUCAUUUUACAGCUGUUUGUCGGUUUGGCUGUUGGGACCCUUUCUGGAGAUGCAUUGCUACAUCUUAUUCCUCAGACUCUUGGUUUGCAUAAACAUGAAGCACAAGAGGUAGAACAUUUCUAUGAGGGAAAAGAAUAUAUUUGGAAGCUUUUGGGAAUAAUUGGAGGAAUUCAUGGAUUUUUUCUGAUAGAAAAGUGUUUCUUUCUUUUGGUAACACCUCGUGACCAGCAGGGCCUUUCUUUAGUUAAUGGGCACUGGGGACAUUCCCAUGAUCUUCCAGUGGAGUCUGAAUUAAAUGAGCUUUCAGGCAGAGGCAAAUCUACUUCAACCAUACAGUUGAGAAGCCCGGAAGAUUCGGAACCGGCUGAAGUUCCUCCAGACAGCAAGGUGAUCAGCAAAAAAAGUAAAAAAAUCAGCUUGUUAGCAAUAAUGGUUCUGGUGGGCGACAGUCUUCACAAUUUUGCUGAUGGCUUGGCAAUAGGAGCAGCAUUCUCAUCCUCAACAGAAACAGGUGUGACAACGACUGUUGCUAUUUUAUGCCAUGAAAUUCCUCAUGAAAUGGGAGAUUUUGCUGUGCUGCUAAGUACAGGGCUCCCAACGAAGAUUGCAAUUUUGAUGAAUUUUAUAAGUGCACUAACAGCAUUCUUAGGACUUUAUAUUGGCCUUUCUCUAUCAACUGACCCAUCCAUUCAAAACUGGAUCUUUACUAUUACAGCUGGAAUGUUCUUGUAUUUAUCUUUAGCAGAAAUGCUUCCUGAAAUGACUCAUAUUCAGACACGGCGACCCUGGUUGAUGUUUCUCCUACAGAACCUUGGAUUACUGUUAGGCUGGUUUUGCCUCUUACUUUUGGCUGUAUUUGAACAGAAAAUUAAAAUAUAAGUUUUCUGUUGGAAAUCUCAAAGUACCACUUAUGACAGUGGAUAGCAUUAUUCACAAUUUUGUUAUGUCUGCCAUAGUAAUAUGUAAAUUAAGUUGCUGGGAUUUUAUAUCUGAACAGUAGAUAACUAUUUUACUUUAUUAACUUAUUGUUCAGAUUUUUGUAAUUAUUUUUUUGUAAACAUGAAUGUUUAGAAUUCUGUUAUAUUUGUUACUGAAUUUACCAGAUCCCAUGCUCAAACUCACAGGAGCUUUUGAUUAGUUUUUAUUGAGACUGUUCUAGUUGAAUGUUCUAAGUGAUCUCUGCCAGGCUGAUUGAGGUAAAGAAUAAAACACUUUUAUAUGCAAUAAUUAAAAUGGACUAACCAUAGUUGAAUAAUUUGAAUAUGGAAUGGUUUUUUGCCUUUUAGUACUAAGAAUUAUUUCUUUAAAUCUAAAAAGCAUAGCAAAGCUGAACUGCUAAAUGGCAUAAAGCAAUCUCAUAAAGUUUGCACUUUAUACUUUGUCAACGUAAAGAUUCUCAUCACUUACAUCUUACUGGACCACUGUGGCAGGAAAAAAUGACAAGUGUAAAUGUUGAAGUUUAUGAUGCAGAAAUUUGGGAAUACUCUUUUUGGACUAUAAUGCAAUUUCUCAUAUGUGUGAUGGAACCUGUGACAGUCAAGCACUGGACUAACCACCUUUUGCAUUGCCCCACCUGCAGUGGUUGCUUAUAGCAACUCCUUAUGAAGAAUUACAAAAAAUAUGUUUAAAUUGCUUUACCCUGAUAUGCCUUCCAAGCUUCUCAAAUGAAGGGAUUUCUUAUUGCUUCUGAGACAUCACAUUCAAUAAACACUUGCCUUCCUGUCAGCAAUUAGCUUAAUCAUAGUUAUGUGAUGUGCAUUGUGGAAAGAGCUUUUUCAAUUGUCUAGAGAUCAUGUAGCCUCACUGCACCUUCUCCCAUCCUGAGUGAUUUUUGUGUAAUUAGUCCUCUUGAUUUCAAGUUAAUUCUGUAGAAGUUGAGAUGAUUAAUUUAAUUUAGUUUUGCAGAACCCGGUCUGAAACAAAUAUACAAAGCUGAGCAGAUUCCAGGAGGUAUUGAGUAACACUCAGCUGUGUGAUUUCAGCUCUUUACAUGAUCUCAAUUUCUGGUGCAAGGACUUCUUCACUACCUUAUUUAUACUUUUGUAUGAGAACUAAAUUAUGUUCUUUUUUUCUCCUCUGAUGGGCUGUGGAAAUAGGGAGAGCAAGUUAUAGAACAGACAUUUAUUCUUUAUGAAGCAACUGGAAGUUUUCUUUUCUUUGUCUAAACUCUGUCCUGAAAUAUCUCUACAUUAUGACACAACACGACUGUGUCACAACGUGUCCUGUGUUUAUUUGAUAGCUCCUAGUGAAGGUACAAUUAUUCUCAUAUUACAGAGGGGAACAGAGUCUACUGUCUGCAGCAGACUGUCACAUCUGUUAGUUCUCAAAAGUUUCAUGGGCACUAUACUAACUUAUCAAAAUAGAAAGGGAAGACAAUACUGAAUGGCACUGUUUAUGAUAGCCCACGCUCAUGGGCUUGUGAACUCUUAGUCAACCACUGACUGACCCUCAAGGAAAGAAAACCAAACUUAGAGAUAAUUUUAAAAGUAGAUAUAGAUUCAUUUUCAGUGCCUGUUAGUUACAAGAAGCUGUAGCAAAUAACCCAAUGCAAAUCUAGACAAAUUUAGACAUGUACAUUCUUUCAGAAACCUUGUCCCAAACAAUUUAUCCAAGGUAAGACAGAAGGUCUCUAUCUGACAAGGGAGUCAACUGAGCUCUUUUAAAGGUCUGAAGUACAAUCCUAGCUUCUUUUAUUUAGGUGUGCAAAUAUUACAAUUGCUUUUUAUGUUAAUGUAAAUUUGAAAGGUGAGUUGAGAAGCCAUGUCUAAUGCUUCUGUUUUAAAAGUUGGGGGUUUUUUCCUGGAGCUUGUACUUGAUUUUAUUAAGUUAAUCUUUUUUAAAAGUGGCUUCUCAGUACUUCAUCUGUUUGUAUUGGCACCGAGUCACUUCAUGACCUUCAGCUGUGACAGUCAAUUCAAGCAAUAGCAGGGCAUCACUGGACGUAAGCAAAAUCUAUUCUUGUAUCAGAUGGUGCAAAUGAAUAUUGGAAACAUUCAUUAUUUGAAAAAGAAGAGUUACCAUGGUUUGAAUGCUUGUGUAUGCCUAAUGUUUGCUUCCACGGAAAGCAAGAUUACCAAUACCAUCCUGUUUUGGUAAUGUUAUUGUAUUCUGAAAUAUUUGUCCACUAUUUGUUAAUGUGUCUGAAAGAGAACAAGUAAUUUCGACAGAGUGUACUUUAAGGUUUCAUAUGAGCAUAGGUUCCCAUCCAGAUAUGUUCUGUGAACAUAUUGUAUCUACAUCUAUUGAGAAAAUGCCAUCUUUUGGCUAUAUAUGCUUAUCAGGCAUCUUGAUCACAUUUAUCAACCAAAUGUACUUGUACAGCUUCCACCACAGGCACAGAUAUAUUGUCCAGAAAGCCAGUUAAUCUUUAUUUCUGUGACAGAGCUCUUUGGUUUUUGUGGUGUUUGUCAAUAAGUGAGUAGUUCUGUGAUCAUUUUACCCUGGUAUCAAACCUGAACACCUGAAACGUCAUCAGCAUAUGAAAGUUUGAAUUCCUGUGGCAAUUAGAGAGAAUUUAUCUCACUACUUAAGGUUAGUGGCUCUGCUGUAAAUCUCUUUACAUUAGUGUCUUUAAAAAGAUACUGAAGGUGGAGUAUUACCAUAUGUAAACCAGGACCUCUAGCCUUACAGAGGGCUGGAAACUGCUCCUAUGGAUCAUUAAAACGAAAAACUAAAUAAAUGUUUCUUAUUAUCUCUUC
Molecule: messenger RNA, 5190 nt
Organism: Zonotrichia albicollis (white-throated sparrow)
Lineage: Eukaryota; Metazoa; Chordata; Aves; Passeriformes; Passerellidae
Gene: SLC39A12
Product: solute carrier family 39 member 12
Biological process (GO): intracellular monoatomic cation homeostasis; zinc ion import across plasma membrane
Cellular component (GO): plasma membrane
Molecular function (GO): monoatomic cation:bicarbonate symporter activity; zinc ion transmembrane transporter activity
Source: RefSeq, a predicted model, not a curated record